Messenger RNA from Pelodiscus sinensis (Chinese soft-shelled turtle), 724 nucleotides. The record is from RefSeq and is a predicted model, not a curated record. NCBI's taxonomy places the organism in Eukaryota, Metazoa, Chordata, Testudines, Trionychidae.
AUGAAGAAGAAAUUAGAUGAAAAGGAGAAGGAAUUAGAAUGGAGAAGAGCUCAGAACAAUUCAGAUGAAAUGAGAAAGAAAUUAGAUGAAAAGGAGAAGGAAUUAGAAUGGAGAAGAGCUCGGAACAAUUCAGAUGACAUCACUCUUAAUGGACUCACGGCCCACCCCAAUCUUUCUCUUGCUGACAAUAGGAAGAGUUUGACACAUGAAGCCCAACCUCAACAAGUUCCACCAAACCCAGGGAGGUUUGAUUCAACUGUCUGCAUGCUGGGUUCUGAGAGCUUCUCCUCUGGAAAGCACUACUGGGAGGUGGAGGUUGUGGGCAUUAAUGACUGGGACCUUGGAGUGUCCAGAAUAUCAAUACAGAGAAAAGGGAAACUUUCCCUGUCCCCCAAAGAGGGAUUCUGGGUUUUCGGUGUCAGUGGGAGAGAUUGUUGGGCAAAAACAGAUCCAUGGACCCGGGUCGUGGUGCAGAAAAAGCUGACAAAAAUUGGAGUUUACCUUAGUUACCAUGAUGGACUGGUGACCUUUUUCAAUGUAACUGACAUGUCUGUGUUGUUCACAUUUAGGGAUUGUUCAUUCUCAGGAGAGGUUUGUCCAUUCUUUAAAAAUUCCCACAAAGGAACAACAAUGAGAAUUUGUUCAAUUAAAGAGGAAUAAAUAUAAUGUAACACUAAUGCUGAUUUUGUACUGAUAGAGCUGAAAUCAUGAAUGUAUUUUUAUA